This is a messenger RNA of Arabidopsis thaliana (thale cress), 1289 nucleotides long. RefSeq names its product RNA-binding (RRM/RBD/RNP motifs) family protein. Gene Ontology annotation, molecular function: RNA binding; nucleic acid binding. Lineage: Eukaryota; Viridiplantae; Streptophyta; Magnoliopsida; Brassicales; Brassicaceae. The transcript is spliced from 5 exons. The record is from RefSeq and is marked reviewed. Bases 292 to 1041 code for a protein of 249 amino acids.
AGCUUACGUUUGACGCGUAUCGUCGACCACAACAUCGAUAUCGAUCGAGCCGACAAAAGAAAAAAAAUUAUGUGAACAUUCCUCUUCUUUCUUUUUUGGUUUAAAUGUUAACAUUCCUCUUCUUUCUUUUUUUGUUUAAAUUUGAAGAAUCCUCUUUCUCUCUCACAAUCACACGAAUCUUGUCUUCUUUUCUCUCCGUCUCUUUCGAUACUUGGCUUCAAUCCUGUGACGUCCUGUUCUAUUGUGCCUUAAUCGGGUAUCUAGGUUCGUGUGAGAAAACAGAACAAUAUAAUGUAUCCUUGUGGUUACGUUGCUCAAGUCACCAACUUGUCUCCUCAAGCCACUGAGAAAGAUGUUCAUAGGUUCUUCUCUCACUGUGGUAUCGUCGAGCUCGUUGAAAUCACCGGGUGCCAAGGGGAUGCAUUAACGGCUUAUGUAACCUUCAGAGAUGCGUAUGCUCUGGAUAUGGCUGUGUUACUUAGCGGAGCUACGAUCGUUGAUCAAACCGUUUGGAUAUCGGUCUACGGUGUCUAUUUACAUGAAUCUAACAAUCUCAGACAAGAAGAAGACUAUAGUGUUACGGUGACUCGUUCAGACGCGUUUGCUUCAUCGCCUGGAGAGGCCAUAACCGUGGCUCAACAAGUUGUGCAGACGAUGUUAGCUAAAGGCUACGUUUUAAGCAAAGACGCGAUUGGUAAAGCCAAAGCUUUGGAUGAGUCUCAGAGAUUUUCAAGCUUGGUAGCGACCAAAUUGGCAGAGAUCAGCCAUUACCUUGGCCUCACACAGAACAUUCAGUCGAGUAUGGAACUCGUGAGAUCAGCGGACGAGAAGUAUCAUUUCUCGGAUUUCACUAAAUCCGCGGUUCUUGUCACGGGCACAGCUGCUGUAGCCGCAGCCACCAUUACAGGGAAAGUGGCUGCAGCUGCAGCGACUAGUGUGGUCAACAGUCGUUACUUUGCUAAUGGGGCUUUAUGGUUCUCAGAUGCUUUGGGCCGGGCUGCAAAAGCAGCGGCCCAUAUCGGUGGAGGAGGAAGCAAUUGAUGUAAAAAGUCUUUGGGCUUCCUUGGAAAACAUAAAUAAAUGAUAUGUGAGGUUUUAAAGCAUAAAAGGUGUUGUGAAAAGAAAAAGAAAAAAAAAACCAUCAUGAAGAUAUGAUUAGUAACGUUACAUGAUCGAAAAUAUUUGAGGCAGAAACUAUAAAAUAACUUUAUUACAUGAACUGGAGAAUAUAUAUGAAAUAUAAUAAUAAGCCUAAAGCUUUUAAAAUAUUAAGGAUGGGUCCUAGAAAC